Messenger RNA from Cannabis sativa, 2634 nucleotides. RefSeq lists its product as uncharacterized. The transcript has 2 exons. The record is from RefSeq and is a predicted model, not a curated record. Bases 875 to 2479 code for a protein of 534 amino acids. Lineage: Eukaryota; Viridiplantae; Streptophyta; Magnoliopsida; Rosales; Cannabaceae.
GAUGCUCUUACUAUCCAAUUAGCGGCUCCUUUAGAUACACGUACUCUCUAGUAGCUGGAUAAUCUGCAUGCAUGUCACAACAACUCACAUUAGUCAUAUAGUUAUAUAUCUAAUCUCUUCAUAUAUGUUGUCGAAUUAAUCUUUCAUCUUAUUAUAACCCAUGUAAGGCACAUAACUUUGAAGCGUAACACUAAUAAAAGCCAUACAACGUCACAAUUCAACUUUUAAUUAAUCUCCUUAACCAUAUUCUUAUGAAUGACUCUACGUCCCUUUCCAAUUUUUAAUAUCUCUACAACUGUUUUUUUCAAUUCAAUAUAUUAUAUAUAUUCAUGCAAAGGUAUAUAUAUAAUUACCAUUUCAGACAAAUUUAAGAUUUCUAGUAAUGGAUGUGAUCAAUCGAUCGACAACUAUUCUUCUCCUCUCAUUUAUUAUUAAUUAAUUUAUAUUAUAUUUGUUUUUCAGACAGGUCUAUUUUGUGCCAAGCUAAAUAACGUUACACGUGUAAACGGCCAAGCCCCACAUAUGUACUACUUCCAAGUUCUUCAUUUGGCGUUAUCGAUGAUCCACGCAGUACGUACAUGGAUUCGAAUGUGUAUAUAUAUUCAAAUAUUAACAUAUAUAUAUACAUACAUAUUUAUGAUAGAAAUCUUCAACAAUCAAGAAAAUGAAAGCUAGUAACAGUUAGAACCACUGGUUAGAGACAGUAUAACCUUCCUCAGAUAUAGACGUACGUGGUUUGUGUUAACCCUAAGGAUUGGGUAUAGCUGAUCGUCACUCAAUCUCUCCUUAUUAAAACCCCAUCAUCUCCCAAAUACUUACCUCUUCACAAUUUUAUUCCUUAUCUCAUAAAUAUUCAAAGCAUUAAUUUAACAAGAUGGACGUUUGGUCAUGGAUAUGUGAGUUGCCUAACUCAGAUCACUACUGGACCGAGUCAAAUCCAUCAUUUGAACUAGCCACUACCGCUGCAUCGACUCAGCUCAACAGCCUAACUCGGUCUAUUCAACUCAGGGCCGAGAAAUCGUCAGGCUCCAACAUAGAUGAACUAGUAACGUUCUCUGUUUGUCUUCAGGGCUUUCACAGCUCCCAAAACAUAAUAUGGGUUUCUGACACGUGUUCACUCUCAUCCGAUGAGCCAUUUCUUCCUCUGGUUCUUCAGCUUCUUCAAGAAAUUAUCUCUCGUUCACCCACUGCGCAAGAUAGCACCUGCCCACGUUCUCAGCUUCAGAAGCUGAAACCCGACGUCGUAUCAUGGAUUAUGGAUUCUCACACGUCAGAGUCUUUUUCUACCUUCUUCAAUCUCAUUCUCCUCACGCGCCUCUUCUGGGUGUGCGCGUUCGAUUCCCCCACCGAAGUCGGAUCCUUCUACUUCCGGUCCUUGUUAGCUCCCAACCUUGAAACUACGUCGUUUAAUAGCUCACCGGCUUUGAAGACGUUUUUCUUAACGGUAGGAGUAGAUGCUGAGCUGUGUUUCAUGCGCACCCUCGGGUACAUGUUAGCAAAAUGGUAUAUUUUAAGGGAAGUGGGCGUAGGAUUACAAACGUUAACUCCGUUAUUGUCGUCUCCGAAAGUCGGAUUCUCUUACGCGACGGAGUCUCAUGGAUUUUGGGUUCUCAAGGGGUACGCGCCUGUCUGGGGGAUGAAACUCACACGCCCCAAAACUGAGAUGAGUAAGAGUAAUUAUUUCCCGGCUUUUGAAGCGAAAGACGCGGUUCUGAAAUACGCGCUGGCGCACCAGCAACUAGAAGUAGUUAUUCAGUUGGAAUACACGGUUGGAUUUUACGAAGGGUUGAUUCAGGUGAACGCGCGCGUAGACAACCUUCGCGUCCACGUGGUACAACUCGGGUACAACAAAGACGAUGACGUGGAGUUCGGGGAAGAGAAGCAUUUCCCGUCGAGAAUAAGAGUUUGGGUUGGGCCAGAAGUUGGAGCAAACUACGUGGCGGGACUGAGUCUGGGCCGGUCCACCAACAAUGGGGAGAGAGAGAUCGUGGCCCAGAACAUAGUGAAGGGCAGUUUCGAAAAUUCAAAGUCUCCGAAUAAGGUAAAAACCACGGCGAUGACAUCAAAUAGUAGGAAGCAAAGCAAUUGGCGUUGGGACCAGGAUGCGGAGGGGAACGCGGCGGUGUUCGAUGCUGUGUUGCAUGACAACGUCACGGGGCAGGAAGUAGCGGGGCGUAGGUCAUCACCGAAGGGUGGCGAUAAUUGUUACGAGGGGUUGAGGGAGCGGUACAGUGGUGGGAGUAGGGUGUUUACGAAGAAAGGAGGGUUGGUACUAGCGGGAGAUGAGUAUGGACAAGGAGUGGGGUGGAGAUUGAGUAAAGAGAUGGAAGGGAGUGUGUUGAAGUGGAGAAUUGGCGGUCAAGUUUGGUUGAGUUAUUCGCCUAAUCAGAUUAAGAGUUCUCAUUUUGAGACGAGGUGUGUGGAGUGGUGUGAUGAGGUUGACUUGCCUCUCAUUCCUUCUAAGUUGUUUUCUUAUUGAGUCUGAAAAUAUUAUAAGCCUCUUGUAAAAAGCUUGUCUUUUUAGUAUUAUCUUAAAUAUGGACACUUUAUAUUCAAUUACACGUAGUAAAGCAUGUAUGUUGUAUAUAAAAAAUGUUAUUAAAUGAAUUAUAGGAGUGCGUAGAAGUGAGUGUA